Drosophila serrata is the source of this 5599-nucleotide messenger RNA. RefSeq lists its product as uncharacterized. Gene Ontology annotation, cellular component: cytoskeleton. Gene Ontology annotation, molecular function: protein binding. NCBI's taxonomy places the organism in Eukaryota, Metazoa, Arthropoda, Insecta, Diptera, Drosophilidae. The record is from RefSeq and is a predicted model, not a curated record.
ACGGUCCAGGACGGCAUGUUUUUAAAAUAAAAACAAAAAAUAAAACGAAUUACGACGACGGCGCGGCAUCAUCUACCGUUCGGUGUGUGUGUGUUUAGCGGAUUUGAGUUUGUUUGAAAAAAGAAUAAGGCGGUCGCGGCGCCGGUGUCUCUGUGAUUGUGUGUCUCACUGUGUGUUUUUGUGUCUUUGCAAAUACAAAAGCAACAAAAGUGUCGGCUACGGGGUGAGCAGCGCAGCAGCAGCGGCGCAGCAGAGCGGCGACAGCGGGAGCGACGUCCAGUGCAUUUUGGUGAAAAACUAAUUGUUGUUGUGAGAGCGAAUGUGUUUCAAUGAUGUUACUGCCUUCGGGGCGUUCGAAUAGUGAUGUCUAUCCGCUGCAAAAUGCCGCCAACACAACAGCCAGUACAUCAGCUGCUGGUGCAGGAGGACCAGGAGGAGGAGCUGCUUCCAAGCCCUUGCUACUGACACGAACAUCAUCGCCACAAUUGACAACAACGCUGCCGACAACAAAUGGCUCCAUUGCCCAUCCCAUCCAUGCCACGCCCACUCGCUCCAACGGAUGUCCGCAGUCCCUGCCCGGAAUCCCAGCGAUAGCGCCCAUUGGAGCACUGGAGGCGACAACAACGACAACAACAACAGACCUGGUCACUGGCAUUGGGAAUGGGAAUGGUAAUGGUAAUGGAAGCGGAACCAACUGCGGCACCGGUAUCUAUGGGCCAAUAUUGGGUCAAAGUCAGGGGGGUGUCAUGUCUGGCAUUGCCGGAAAUUGGCCAGAAAUUGAUGGACACUUGGAGGCCAUACAGGAGAAACUCAAGCCCGGCUGGAGUGUACAUGUGGGCAAGGAGGGCAGGCUCUACUACUGCAAUCACAUGACUCAAUCUGCUGGCUGGCUGCCUGCCUGUGAGGAUUGGAGCAAACACGAGGAGCUCUCCUAUGGCUGGGAGCGUGCCAUAGACUCCAAGGGUCGUUCCUACUACAUCAACCACCUCAACAAGACGACCACAUACGAGGCCCCCGAAUGCAUACGCUGGGAUGAGCAUCCACCGGAACCACGAAUGGUCCAGCUUCAGAGGAACGCCAGCCUUGGAUUUGGUUUUGUGGCCGGGAGUGAGCGUCCCGUGAUUGUGAGAUUUGUGACAGAGGGUGGUCCUAGCAUUGGUAAACUCCAGCCGGGUGAUCAGAUCCUGGCGGUGAAUGGAGAGGAUGUAAAGGAUGCCCCGCGAGAUCAUGUCAUCCAACUGGUGCGAGCCUGCGAGUCGCAGGUUAAUCUCUUCGUCUGCCAACCGAUGGCACACUGCAUCCUUCCGGGCAGAAAGUCCACCCUUCUCUCUGCGGGCAAGCGAGCCAAACUGAGGUCACGUCCUAGUCGAGUCCGAUUCGCGGAGAGUGUGUGCGUCAAUGGAGCUCCUCUGUUUCCCCCUUCAGCCUUCUCCCUGGGCGACAUCUGUGUGCCACCGAUGGCCAAUGUGUUGAAGGUAUUCCUUGAGAAUGGUCAAACCAAGUCCUUUAAGUACGAUGCCACCACAACGGUGCAGGAUGUGGUUAGUUCACUGCUGGAUAAGCUCUGUCUGUGCUGCGGUGAGCUAUUCAGUCUGGUCCUGGAGCAUGUGAAGAGUCUCAAGCGGAACAAGCUCACACUGCUGGAUCCACAAGAGUCCUUGGCAAGGAUUGCUGCUCGUCCCGGCGCCCAUAAGUUGAGGUGCCUCUUCCGGAUCACCUUUGUGCCCAUUUCAGCCGCAGAGCUGGCACAGCGGGAUCUCCAUGCCCUGGACUACCUGUAUUUGCAGUGCUGCAACGAUGUUAACCAGGAGAGAUUCGCCCCAGAGCUUCAACCGGAAUUGGCACUCCGAUUGGCCGCCUUGCACAUGCAUCAGCACGCCUUGGCCAACAAUUUUUCCCCCUCAAAGCUCACCGUCAAGCUGGUGGAACGAGAGUUCGGGCUGGAGCGCUUCGUCCCAGUGAGUCUGUUCGAGGGCAUGAAGCGGAAGGAGCUGCGCCGUCUGAUUUCACACUUCCUGAAGCUCAACGCCGAGAUGACGGGAUCCUCCAGCAAGGUCCUCACACAGUUGCAGGCCAAACUCCAUUAUCUAGAUAUUAUUGCUAGUUUACCCAGCUAUGGAGCCAAAUGUUUCAGCACAAACCAAAGAGAGGGCGUCGAACGCGUCCUUCUGGUGAGUCCGCGUUUUGGACUUAGCCAGAUAUCCAGUGCCCGUAAUUCGGUGCCACAACCCAUUUCCGCCAUCGAGGACUUCACCCAUGUUGUGGUGAAUCGCGAGGACGAUGUCACCUGUAGUGUAUCCAUCUUCAUGCUUGGCGAUCGAGCGGUGAAAUUCAUCAUGGAGGAUCGCGAUGCCUGUGAAUUUAGCCUGGUUUUAGGGGGCUACUAUCGACUGCUAACAGGUAACAUGUUAAAUAUACUGCGAGAACGGGAACCCCACGAUGAGGACAAUGCUCCCGGCUUCCUUUCCCAGCACACAGUGCUCCCAGCGGGUUGGAGUUACCUGUUGCCCUUCCAUACGAGAGCGCACAGCGUCAACUUCCUGAUGUCGCCCCCGUAUCAUCCGCUCGUUCAGCGAGGUCAACUCCAGCAGCAAUCAUCCGUACAGGCACCACCAUCGCUGCCCUAUGCCAUGGACCUGGACCUGCACAGUGUGAUGGCCACUGAGCUGCUGGAGGAGGCAGCCAAGGAUUCGGGAUUGAGUGAUAGCAGCGGUAGCAAUUAUUGCGAAGGACGCAGCCACUCGGGUAGCCAUCAGUUGGAGGCAAAGAACGAGCAGGUACUCAGAAGGGUUCAAGAGCUGCAACACCUCGUCCAGACUUCCGAGCAGUAUCUAAGUGAACAGGAGCAGGGCGGAGGCGGCGUAGGAGGAGGAGGCGUGGCUAUGUUGGAAUUCGACUCCGAUUGCGAUAGUCUCAAUAGCAGCAAGGUCUCCUCCACGGAGGAAUCACAGGGCGGUGUGAUAUUAAGCUCGGGAGUUACUAUCCCGCCAGGACAUCCACUGAAACACAGCGAUUCGUUGACCCUGCUAGCGGAGACCAUUAACCACGAACUGAGUGGGAUAACCCAGGGAUUGAAUGCUAUUCCUGAAACGGCACCAGUUUCCUCAUCCGCUCCCGCCACACCAGCCACACCCAAGCGAAAGCCCAGCUUGUGCAGCACCUCCAGUCCCCGGCCUCAAAGGAAACUCAAUGGAUUCAGUCAGCUUCUCAGCGACUUGCAGGCCCUGGGCACCGAUUUCUCGCAGAGUGAGAGUGAUUCGGAAUCCGUGGCCUCACCGGCUCAGUCGCCAACAGCCCGGAGACCGCAGAUGAUGCAACUUCAGGCCGCAGGAGUGGCAGGACUUGGAGCAGCAGCCAAGCAACCACUGUCGCAGAGGAGUAGCUUUGGUCUCCACAGUCCAGAUGGAACUCAUUUCGGGGCCGAGACCAAGGACUACAAUCUGAGGGAGUAUCUGUUGCAACUGAAGGAGAUUAGCAAUGCAGCAUCGGCGGAUACCGAUGUGGCAGCCCGCCAGCUUUCAGAGAUUUAUGGAUUCGAAGUGAGGGAGGAUACCUUCAUUGAAACCGAUACAGAUCUUAUAGAUCUACGUGCCAUUCCGCCACCCCAAACCCCAGACGAACUGGAUUCGCUCUCGCUAAUGAAUGCCGCUCCACCCAAAGGUUUUGAGGGCAAGGCCGAGGAGCUGGACAGUUUUCUGCAGCAAAUAAUGGUGGCACCACCCACACAAAAGGCCACGCCCGCCAAGGAGCUCACACCCGAGGAGAUUAUGUCGUUUAUAAUACCUCCACCUCCGAAUUUGGAUCAGCAGCAGCAGCAUCCCCAGCCAUCGGUGGUGCAGUCGGUAGUUCAGCCAGUGGAAACGGAGUGCCUGUACAGCAAUUCCGUGCAGGCCAAGCGAGAGUUCUUCCAAUCGGUGGCCAAUGGAACGGCCAAAAACGGCAGCAGCAGUAAUUCCACUCCCCAUGUCAUUGAAUACGCCACCGUGGAGCGGAAGAGCAAGUUCAGCUGCUGUCCCACCAGCAAAAAAGAGGAGCUACCCGAUCCGGAGGAACUACAACCACCGCCCAGGACGCCCACUUCCGAGCAGCUUUCUCCGCCGCCGGCAAGGCCACCGAAAAGUGCCGAGCUCCUGCAGCGCUAUUCACCCAAAAAGCAGGUGAGAAUCAUGGCCAAUCCAGUGCAGAUGCAGCCGCAAUCGCAGGAGAGAAGGGAGCUUGGGCCGCCUCAGCUGCCGCCUCGCAUAAGUCCCACCUUGGAGGGAGGAAAUCCAAAUACUAAUGUCCUGGUGAGUGGUCCCAAGAAACCCCCGUUGCCGCCCAUCGCCAAUCGCCCGCGUCCUUUGAACGGAGUGAAUCCACCGACCAAUCCUUCGUCACCUGGAACUGCAACAACGGCACAACCAUCACCACCACCCGCCCACUAUUCACCACCCAUACCGGCCACCGUCCGAUUGCCCCACUUGAACCAAACCAAUGGAGGAACACUGCCCAUGCUCCCCAAGAAACCGCAGCAGCUGCACGGCGAGAAGCUGUUCAUCAAGAAUGGUCACCUGAUCGACGGCGAGGCGCUGCUGGCCAAAACGGAUGUGGCCAUGUCGGGUCUCCUCAUCAAGUUGGACCAGGUGGCGGCCCAGUGCUCGGCGGCUCAGGCAGCCGGUGGUGGCACUUCCAUCGAUGAGGAGAAGUUCCAGCGGGCGCGGAACGAACUCACCGAACAGACACUCGCUCUGGUCACGGCCAGCAAGUUUCUGGUGGCCUCCAUGUCGGACAUGACACUGAUUACGCUGCCCGAACACCUAACCUCCUGCCUGACAGCCAUUCGCAGGAUCACCGAGCUGGCCCAGGAUAUGACCAGGCAUACGUCGGCGCCACUGCAGACACGGAACAUAGUGCUCAAGGUGCACGAUGUGGCGAGUAGCUUCAGGGAACUGGUGGGUGUGGAAAUUGGACCCAUUGGAGCCGGACAGUUGGCCCUGCAGGCCGAGUGUUUGGCCAAUGUCUUGGCCACUUUGCUGCGAUCACUGCGCGUUUUCUCGCCAUAACCCACAGAGAUGCAGGACAGUGACCCGAUCCCGGACAGCAGCGGAGGCAGCCAAUCCAAUAACCAUCCCGACAUAUCGCACGCUCGUCUCUCCAUGUGUAGAUCCCCUUACACCACCUACGUCUAGAUGUGCAACGAGUCCUGUCCUUGAUAUUUAAACUUAUAACUAAAAGAAAAACACCGAUUUACAGGUAAAGGGUCGCGUCAGGGAGUCAAUGGUCUGAGAGAUGACCCCAAGACUUGGCCCUCACCAUCGACUACUAAUAUCGACACUGGAAGCUCAAAUCGAGGAGAUUGUCAGCGAUUGUGGUGGAUAUAUAGAUCCUAAGGAUAUCUACAUAUCGCAGUCUUGGGAAAUUAAUAAAGUAAUACUUUUAUUACUUGGUUCAAGAUCUAAACAAGUAUAAAAUAUCAUUUGUAUGUUUUGUUUUCUACAAUCCCAAAGACCAUAUCCAAAUGUAUCCCUAUAUCUAUAUAUCACAGAGAAGCCACAUCGCCAAGGGUCUCCUAUAAAAAUAUCUUUCUUAAAUAUAUAGUAAAAUCGAUUUAUAAAUAUCU